GUUUGAAGUGGCUGAGGAUACUGAUUUAUUAGUUGUAUCAAGAAUAAUUGCCAAAGCGUGUGUGGUGUCGUUGGGUUGCUUUUGAGUGUGAGAUUUAUCGUGAUCCGCAGAUAAACACCGAAGCCCCCGAAUGUAAAUCCUUUGUUUGAAACCCAAUUCGUUGGAUGGAACCAACUAACGCCAACGAAGCCCUCAUGUUUGGUCGUCAUAUUUCUGAACACGCUUUAGGUUGACAAAUGUGGCAGUCAGGAACCACGUUGGAGGCAACAAAGCAUGGUCAAGCUGAACCUGGCUUGGUCACCUUUUCACUUCUAGCUUUGAUCUCGUGCGUGUCAACAAAAAUUUGAGACCCCAUGAGUCGUCGUUUUUCUCCUGAGGGGAAGACAACAACACUCUGCUUCCUCAUUGGCAAACCUUUCUUUUAGCCAACCAUCCAAAACCCAGCAUCCAACCAACCCAGCCCUGCUCGACAAGAACGUAUAGUGACGAUUCUCUUUGAAAUGUGUUUUGUACUACCUAGAUGACCAAAGUGACAAGGCAGAUGUGAAUAUAAAGCAUCAAGCCAAAAGGAUCCUCAUCUUUGUUUGAAGAAGGAAUCCGACGAGCGUGGCGCGAGCGUUGGGAAUGGUAAAAGUUUUGGAACUGUUGUGGAAGAAAGAUAUUAAAAUUGGAGUCGUGAUUUUCCCCCUCUUCAUCUGAUGUGAAGAGGAAGACGGAUGCGGAUAGACGGGGGCGACUUUUAAUGCUCUGACUGAUUAUGAGUUCGUCGUACAACAUUGACGCUCGUGAUUCGGUUCCUACUCUAGGGCAGGUUCGUCCUUUAGAUAGAUUGGGUCCAGGAACUAGAGGAUAAGAUAUCUACUCAAUAUGCCGCCUGCUCCAAUGACAAAAGGCACGGGAUCCUUGGCCCGAAAAUGGCGGAAGAUCAAGAAGCGUUGCUCGAGUUUCUCGUCGGGCGAUGUCCUCAACGGCCUCACGAGGUCCAAGUCAAUGACCGAACGAGAUGCUUUGGGCAGCGAGGACAUGAACCAUCACCAAACAUCUCACCUGGACUCUGACGACGAAGAGGAAGACUUUGAUGAAGGCAUCGGCGAAUUGAACAUCACAGUAGCCACGACAACGCUGGAUGAAGCCUCGUUGUCCAAGUUCCGCAACAUACGCGACAAGCUACAUCAAUGGAAUUUUGACAGAAAACGGAGAAGCAGUCAGGGCGAAUCGUCCUCUUCAUCUUCUAAUGGGCAGGGUCACGGAGUUGCCCAUAGAUGGCAAUGGCAACAAGAGCAUCAACAUCAUUCCUCCACACCGUCCUCCUCCUCGCCCCAAUCCAGUUCUUCGUCAGGUUCGACCAGACCUGUUAUGCGCUCCAGUAGCCUCAAAGGUGAUCUACAUCAUCAGAAGGCUUUGGUCGUGGCUGGCCAGAGUAAUGAGGGGAAUGAACAUGAAGGUGAUCCGGAUCAAGAAGACGGAGACGAUGAAGAUGAUGAGGAAGUGUUUGUGCGAGCCGAUCCUAUUCAUACCAAACACUCGGGUCAGGUUAAAAGUGCCAUGAUAGUGUCUGCCACGAACCCUUACUGCACAGGAGCCCGAGUUCCAGCCAAGUUGAGGACCAAGAAAAGGUUGGGCACCAAUUGGAGCAACACACCCAGUCCAUCUCCGCCCAUCUCCGACGACUCAUCGGAGGGCCAAGGACCCACUCACAGUAACAUUAGCACCGUGUCCUCACUAUCGCACGAUCAAGAUUCGGGAUACGAUGGCUAUUGUCCGACCGUAGACAAGUCCAUGCAUUCCAUUAGCUCCUCAGAAAAUACGUCCGUGACGUCGUCCCUGGAAGAAUCCCAUUAUGGGAACACCACGGUGGGACUGUCACCCAAAGAUUUUGCCAUAUAUGGUCGGACAGCAGUGGGGCGUAACCGUCCUCAAAGUGUGUAUGAGAAGCAAUAUGGUCCUGUUCAGCAUUGUUUGGCCACGCCCGAGUUCGAUCACACCACCUACUCGCCCCGAUCUCAAAUCGCUACAGUGGUCAACCUAGUCAAUCGAGAGCCUCAACCGCCCGCCCGACCCAUUCCCGAGCGCGGCCAAGGGGCGGUCCCUCCUCCACUACCGCCCAGACCGACGAGUUUCAUACCUGCCACAUCGUCCACGCCACACCCAUCAUAUCAUACCACUUCUUUACCAAGAAGCCGAAGGUUGAGGAAACUAGCCCAAGACCAAAGACGAAGUUACCAUCAAGAUGCCGGUUCGGAAUCCCCUCGUCUCAAGGGCGGUUUCUCACAUUCCACUACCGAGGUCAAAAAGGGUGACUCAGUGGAUGGAGACGGGUCUGACGACACUCAAAAUGGAACAUUGAAGAAGACGUCUUCGAAGUUUUGUACAUUACCUAGACACAAACACCAGCAACAAUUCAGCAUUGAGUCCAUUUCCUUUGAAAAGGGUCCCGGACAGAAGAGCUUGGGUUUUUCCAUAGUCGGAGGAAAAGACAGUCCCAAAGGAUCGAUGGGGAUUUAUGUCAAGACGAUAUUCCCGAACGGUCAAGCACUGGACAAACUUUGCGAAGGGGACGAAAUCUUCUCGAUAAACAGUGUACCCGUUCAAGGGAUGACACACCAAGAAGCCAUUGCCAUGUUCAAGGAAGUCAAGUUAGGAUCGCUUAUUUUAGUGAUUGGACGACGCACUCAGCUGAAAAAGAAGGCCGUCAGUUUUGAGGAAUGAAGCUGACCUGAAGAAGCCCAAUAUGCCUAAACAUUCGCCUAACUAAUUUUGUAUCAGAUUAUCCAUGAUAUUCUCUUUAAUUCUUGUUUGCUGUUGUGAUAGAUGUUCUCUUAAAUAAACUACAAUUCACAA
Messenger RNA from Tigriopus californicus, 2841 nucleotides. RefSeq lists its product as uncharacterized. The record is from RefSeq and is a predicted model, not a curated record. NCBI's taxonomy places the organism in Eukaryota, Metazoa, Arthropoda, Copepoda, Harpacticoida, Harpacticidae. Gene Ontology annotation, molecular function: protein binding. The coding region runs from base 868 to 2709 and encodes 613 amino acids. The transcript is spliced from 4 exons.